CUUUCAGAUGGUCCUAGAUUUUGCGGCUUCUCAGGGGGCUGCAAUUGGUGCGUGCCGAUCAUGCUACUGCUACUGCUGCAGGGGAAUGCAUGCGGAAAGACUUGAAAGAAGACCACCUGCAACUGCACAACUGCAACUUUAUUCUCGCUCCUGAUCUGAACAUCUGGGCAAGGCCGCAAUGGACUCCUACCACCUUGACUACAUGUCUUUGGCCAUGCGGAAAUUUUCUGAUCGUACGCUGCUGGCCAUCUUCAUCUGGCUUGUCAUUGCCAACUGCUCCUUGGCUCAAGACAGGUGCCGACAAAUUGCUAUGCGGGCCACCAAGACCUUUCAAUCCCCAUAUUGCGGCACAGAUGCAGAUAGGGCCAAAUUCUGUGCGCAAGGAUGCAGCCGUCGCAUUGCUGAUUACAUUUACGGCCAAGCGAGGACCCCAGCAGAUGUAUGCUCCUUCGUCAAUCCCGCGUUCGAGUGGGACCUCCGUUUUCAAAAUAUCCACUCGAUGGACGCGCUGCCCAGCAAUCUGGGAAUCUCAGAUGAAGGGUGUUCACAAUCAACUAGUAUUGUGUGCAUGUGUGUGGUGGAUGUGAUGCUGCAGCGUACAGCAGUAGAUGGUCAAGUGCUUCAGCAACCUGGAUGGGACGUUCUCUUACAGGCAGCAAUGGCCAAUGACCCGUGGUUGUGCUCUCCUGACAGGAUUGCAAUUCGCAUGAUACCAAUUCAAUUUGCAGGUCAACCUUGGUACAGGAGAGUAGUGCAACAGGAAGCAGCUGAACCGGGAGGUCGAUCAGAUGAGGGCCUCUGGUUACUAUAUCCGCAUGUUCCAGAGAGGGCUUAUGAACAAAUCAACUGCGGUGCCGAGUUUUCCAGCGCAUUUGCAGACCUCAUUCAGGCUGAUUCUGGCAGCUGCACAAUCAAACGUCCUGACUCGAACAAUGGAGCCCGUGGUACCCUUGGCAUCAAGUGUUUUGAUGGACCAGGUAUGAAUGACCUUGUCGAACGGCUCCAAAUGCUUUACGGAGCAGAUCCAGCCACAGCACCUGCACAAGGAAUGAGCUUUAUCCAUGUUCGAGAUCGAUAUGCACGGAUAGCUGGAGAAGUCUACCUUGAAAUUGGCCUUGGUCAGGACCUUGCCUUCGUGGAAGGACAGCAGAUGGGCAACUACAUGGCGGGUUAUUCGGUCCUUGCGCCGGAAGUUCUUGCAUAUUUUGAACAACCCUAUAGGUAGUAGCUGAAAACAUCGUAGUUUCAUAAACUAAAACUUGACAACACCCACAACAAAAUUACUACCUACAUUUAAUCACAUCAAUGCCUCAGAGUGAAAGUGUUUGUAAUGAUGAGAGCCACCUAAGAUAUAGACAGAAAUAAGAGUAUGCAAUCACUUGGCGGCAAGGGUCAGCUUUGCCCUUGCCAUAGUCAAGCCGUGUGUGCUCACUAC
Molecule: messenger RNA, 1435 nt
Organism: Protomyces lactucae-debilis
Lineage: Eukaryota; Fungi; Ascomycota; Taphrinomycetes; Taphrinales; Protomycetaceae
Exons: 1
Coding region: 179-1225 (348 amino acids)
Source: RefSeq, a predicted model, not a curated record